UUUUUUUAAUGCAAGUGUUAAUUUAAGUCGGGCUCGAGAUACAACCUCAAAGGGGAAGCAACCGUCAAUCGUCAAUCGAUUUGAAGUAUAAUCGGUUGAGUGGCAAAGACUUGGUGACUAACUAGUCACAAGUGAUCCAAACCAAUGACAGUCGAUCAUCUUAUUGAAUGUAUUGUAGAAUUCAGAGAAAUUAUGUCAUAAAAGGAAUUUAGCACCAUGACAUCAGUGAAAGUUGCUGUUCGAGUUCGUCCUAUCAACCAAAGGGAACAUGACCUCGACAGUAAAUUCAUCAUACAAAUGGCUGGGAAAAAAACAACUAUUACUAACCUCAAGAUCCGAGAACAUGCACAGGAAGGUGACACUGGCCGUGAGGUGAUGAGACACAAGGAGUUCACGUUUGACUUCUCCUUUUGGUCUGUUCUAAGAACCGAUCCACAUUUUGCUUCACAAGAGCAGGUGUUCCAGUGCCUUGGUGUGGAUGUUGUGGCCUCUGCAUAUGAUGGUUACAAUGCCUGUGUGUUUGCAUAUGGACAGACAGGAUCUGGAAAAAGCUACACAAUGAUGGGCAAUCCUGGAGACCAAGGAUUAAUUCCCAGGAUUUGUGAGAAUUUAUUUUCAAAGAUGACAGACGAAGACACAAAUUACAGAACAGAAGUCAGUUACCUUGAAAUCUACAAUGAGAAGGUGAGAGAUCUUUUAAUGCAGCAGUCCACAAAUAAGGAAAUACACAACCUGAGAGUGAGAGAGCACCCUACAGAGGGACCUUAUGUCCAAGAUUUAUCCAAGCAUGUGGUUAACGACUUUUCUGAUAUUAAGGAUUUAAUGGACAGAGGAAAUUCUAUAAGGACUACAGCUUCUACCAAUAUGAAUGAUGUUAGCAGUCGAUCACAUGCCAUCUUUACAAUUGUUUUCACCCAGGCCAAGUUUAGUGAUGACAUGCCCUGUGAGAUGAGCAGCAAGAUUCACCUCGUGGACCUGGCUGGGAGUGAGAGAGCUGAUGCAUCUGGAGCUACGGGGCAAAGGCUAAAGGAAGGAGCCAGCAUCAACAAGUCGCUAGUCACCUUGGGGACUGUAAUCUCUGCAUUAGCUGAUAUCUCAACUAACAAACAUGAGAAGAAAACCUUCAUUCCGUACAGAGACUCGGUCCUGACUUGGCUCUUAAAAGACAGUUUGGGGGGCAACUCCAGGACUAUCAUGAUUGCAACAAUAUCACCCGCAGAUGUCAAUUAUGGUGAGACCUUGAGCACCCUGAGAUAUGCAAACAGAGCAAAGAACAUCAUCAACAGACCAACAGUGAAUGAAGAUACCAAUGUUCGACUCAUCAGAGAACUGAGAGAGGAGAUAGCGAGGCUUAAGGCGAUGCUUGGAGGGAACAUUGACAGCAUAUCCACCCCCAAAGUACAAGAAAAGUUACACGAGAAUGAGGCUCGGGUUAAAGUCUUGACUGAGGAGUGGGCAGGCAAAUGGAAUGAAGCCGCAAAAAUACUGAAGGAUCAGAAUGUGGCAGUCAGAAAGGAGGGGAUGGGCGUAGUCCUGGACUCCAAACUCCCGCACCUGAUUGGCAUUGAUGAUGAUAUACUUAGUACAGGGAUCAUGCUGUACCAUCUCAAGGAAGGUAGAACUUCAGUUGGAAGAGGUGAUGCAGAUGAUUCCCAAGACAUAGUGAUAGCUGGGCUAGAUGUGGAGCGGUACCAUUGUUGGAUUGAGAACACGGAAGGAGAAGUCAUUCUCUAUCCAGUAGAUGAGGCUCUGUGUGCUGUGAAUGGCAAUGUUGUCAUUGAACCCACAAAAUUAACACAAGGAGCUGUAAUUCUACUUGGAAAAACCAACAUGUUUCGAUAUAACAACCCUGCAGAGGCAGAGAAACUGAAAGCAGAGCUGAAUAAUUGUGGCUUGAGUCUCUCUAGGACAUCUCUACUGAGUAAAUCAAUGUCAGAUUUGUACCGAUCCACAGAUAAUCUUUCUCUGUUGUCUGUUGGAUUUGAACUUGAGCAAGCCCAUAAUGAAGAUUUACAAAAAAUAGAGGAGAAAAGAUUACAAAUUAAUAUAAUGGAGAAGAAAUAUGGUAAGGCUGAGGAUGAGCGUCAGUCUCAACAGUUCCAGCUAGAGAAAGAACUGGAGGAAAAACAGUACGCACUACAGAGACUGGAAAUCAGCCUGCAGAAGUACAAACAGCAAAUGUGGGAGAGUAAAAAGCACCAGACAGGUCAUAUUGAUGAAAUGCUAAAGGAAUUGGAUGAGAGAGAAAAGGUGUUAAGAAAAGUAGCCCAGGAAUCCAUCAACAAGCUUAAAAAGGAGAUUGGGGCAUUACAGGAGUCGAAAAGCAUAACGACAGCUUCACAACAAAAACAAAUGGAUGAGCUGGUGGCUGAGGAGCUGACUGCAGAUGGUAAAUUCCAGGCAGUAUCACAGGAAUUACAGACUCAAAUCACAGCACAAACAGACCUAGUAUCUAAGAGUAAGAAACAGGCAGAGGAAAGUGAGACUGAAUUAUCCAGACUACGAGAGGAUUUCAACUCAAAGAAAGAAAUAUUUUUAAGGCAAAAUGAAGAAGUAAAAAAACUUUACUUAAAGGAGAAUGAAAAUUAUUUGAAAGCAGAUGAGCAGUUCAGAAAAGAAGAAGAGGAAAUGAAAGGUAGAUGGCAGCGCCCUCUGGAGGAUAUAGCAACAACCAAUCAGACAAUAGAAGAAGCAUGGCACGAUCUUAGGGAACAUGAGGAGGAAUUGAGAAAGAAACUUGAUCAGUGCCAAGAUAAUGAAGAACGAGACAAAUUGUUGGUUGAACAUGAUGAAUUGGAGAAAGCCAGGGAAUUGCUGAAGGAGGAGGAGGAAAUUACCUCCCACAAAGAAAAGCUGCUUCUAGAUCAAAUUGAAAAAGAAAUGGAAAAAUUUGAGGUGAAUAAAGAUGAGGAACUUGGUGAAUUAGCUUUGAAAAGGGAUAAUAUAGUGGUUUCAAAGGAUGAAAGUCUGUAUCAUUUACAUUCAGCAUUAAAAGAAAAGGAGAAAUUGACACAGAAGUUAAAGAGAGAAGUGUCACAUUGUGAACAUGAAGUUGAAAAACUAAGAUCUAGUGAACAAAGCUUAUGUGAUGAUAAGGACAUCAGACAAGCAGAGAUUAUACAGAGGAAAAGGUCAUUGCUGGAGGAUAUGUCUUUAUGCAGGGAAAACACACAAAUUGCUGUAACAGAUCUUGAAGCAAAGGUUGUUAAAGCGGAGAAGAAUCUCCAGGAAGAACUGAGAAACAUUCAAUCCCAGAGAGAAAGAUUACUAGAUCAAAAGUCCCCCGAUAUGAAUACCAGUGACUUUGAAGAUCCAGCAAUGCAGAGUAAACUAAAAGAGGUGGAAGAUCUAAAAGCUAAGCUAGAACUGACAGAACAAGAACUAGAGGAAAAAUGGAAGUUGUUUGAUGAGCAGAAAAAUGCUGAGCUGGAUAAGAUUGAGUUUGAGCGAUUCAAACUUCAGGAACUAGAGAAUCAAGAAAGGAUCAAUGCUUUGGUGGAGCAAGAAGUGAAAAGACGUCUGUUUGAAGAGAAAAAACAGAGAGAAAAUGUAAGAAAACAAGAGCGAGAAAAAGAGAGAGUAGAAAGAGAUUUAGAAAUUCAGAAAUUAAAGGAGCAACACAGCAGAGAAAUCAAACAGUUGAAGGCCAAAUUUGAGGCGGACCAAGAAAUCUCUAGACACUCUUCUAUGACCUCACUGCAAACUCGCUCCAAUCCUUAUGGAUCUAGCAUGUCUCCCACCAGUAGUUCUUCCACAGACCAGUUGUCUAGAGCAAGGAGUUCUAGCUCAGUGACAGGAUCUGGGUCUUAUUCUGGCAGCUUUUUAGAGGCAUUUCAGAUCAGAAUCGGCAUCCCGACCUACCGUCUCCAUGGUUAUGGAUCAGAUACUCAUUAUGAGUAUGAAGUAAAGAUAGCAGUUGGCGAGGAUAUAUGGAGCAUAUACAGGAGAUACAGUAGAUUUCGACAGCUCCAUCAGGAUAUGAAAAAAAAAUACCUUGAGGUUUCACAGUUGUCGUUUCCACCUAGAAAGAUACUGUUCAGUCGAUCUGAUAAAGUGGUAGCAGAAAGGAGAAAAUCGCUGGAGGUUUACUUGAGGGACCUGAUGUCCAUUUUCUUGAGGACUCCCAGCUGUCCACUGCAUCAAUCUCAAAGUAAACAAGUAACCAAGCAGGACUUGUGUGAAUAUGAACCAUUCUUCAAGCGAGGAUUAUUUGAAACUGGCAAACACAGUACUACGUGAAGUAUGGGGAAUUUUUCUACAAGGAAUGGUUACAGACAAGGCAUAUUACAGUCAUGAAAUUUCAUGACAAUAAAAUCAUAUCAAAGGCUUACAUUCCUCUUGCUUUAAGAAGAAAGCAAUGCUGAUAAGAGCACAGCUAUUAAACAACCUUGCAUAUCAUUCAUUCCCUUGAUGAUGUGAGCAUGGAGUUCAUUGGACCAUCUGAACAGAUUCUGUAAGAGCUGGGGUGUGCAACAUGCACAAUAGUAGAACUUCUCUAGUUCAUCAAUCAGAGAAUUCAACAUUCCAAAUGAACAGAGACAAAAUUUUAGCUUUGCCUAGUUUUAGACUUGCCAGACCCUGUUCUGAAUGCUAUUGUAAGGAUGUGAUCUUCUUACCAAUUUCAGGAUUAAGAUUUAUCUGCAUUUAGUUUCUAAAAUAUCUCAGGAAAAUACUUAAUUAAUAUUUAGAGAGAAGACUAAAAAAUCAUAAACAAAAAUAUAGCUGCAUGUAAUGCUUGGUGAUUUAAACUCCAAUCCCAAAGUCAGGUCCUGAUUUUUUGCCCAUUAAACUUAGCAAAUUUACUCCUGAUAUCUAAAAUUCCAGUCUCUUGAAGUAAAAUCUAGACUGGAUUUUACAACUUGAUGUAUUUGUUUUUACUAGUCAGACAGGCAUUUCCUAGUUCAGUAUUUGACAAUUUUCAGAUGUGUCACAAAAAUGUGAGUGGAUGGUAACAUCUUAUUCUGUUUAAAUUCAUGUAUUUAAUCAAAUGUACGUUUUUUUCUCAGAUUACUUAAAUACAACAUGCAACACAUGAUAACUGUACUUGUUUCUUUCAUCAAAUUACAAAUUUAAUCUUCAAAUUGGAUUACUACUCUGAAAACAUAUGGCUGCACCAUGAUAACGAUGCAUAUUGUGUAUUAAUAAAACCUGAUGUCAAUUUCCACACCCUUCAAAACUCAAAAAAAAAAAAUCCAUUGUCCUGUGGAGUUUUUGAUAAUUACAUGUAUUGAACAAUUUGUUAAGAUCGUCGUGCAAGCUGCAAUGUUCCCUUUUAAUGGGAAAAUAUGGUCAGUUUCAUGAUAAUAGAUGGCCAUAUCUUAAAAGUAAAAAGGGUACCUUUAAAAUAUAUGCAAGAAAAUUACAUAUCAUUUUUCUAAAUUCAAGAUGACAUUGUUGAUCUCAGUUUAUCUAAUAUUUUUAUAUGUACAUGAAUGUAGUUCUUCUGAUGAUUGGCAGCUCAGUUAUUUUGAUAAUUUUCUUGUUAGUGAAUAAGUUUUAAUCAGGAUUAAAAGCAAUUUGGGUUAAGCUAUUGGUAGUGAAAACAGAAUGCCAAUUAUUGGGGGUGUGGGGGGCACUUCCUUCAAAAAUGAGCUUGGUGUAUAUUUAUCUAUAAGCUGAACCAACGUCCUGUAAGUUGAAGCUUUUAAUGAACAGUAUAUUUCUGUACAUGAAUUUUACUUUAAGUAAUUAAAAUCCUUUCAUAAAAUGAGCAAUUCUCUGAUUUUGGCAAGGAAGUGUAUUAUAAAACUGUGUUUACUUUAUGGUUAUUAGGGGUGGGACAGUAUCCUUUCUAGCCGAUCUGAUACGCAUCAUGAUACCCAACUUGGAUAUGAUACAUAUCGCAAUACUUUGCAUAUUAAUAAAAAUUAGAAAAAACGAUUUCAAAUUUAUUCAGUUAUUCAGUUCAAAACAAAACGGAAAAAAUAUCACUUGGUUCAGCUAGUUACUUGACUAGAAUAAAAAAAUCUCACAAUGCUCCAAACAGCUUGCAAAUAACUUGUCUUAUAGAUGUUUCUUACACCGUUUUCAUUGCCAAGACGAGUAUCACGAUUUAUCAGUGCACUGAUGGAUCGUCCCACCUCUAAUGCUUACAUGAACUUUUCUUUGAGAAUUUUUAAGUUAGCAUUCCCAGUGACAUUUAUCUUCCUUCAUUUUGAUAGGAAGCAUGUCUCUUAUCCUCAGUUUUAAACAUAAAAUGUUAAACUACUCGUAUGUUUGUGGAAACUAAAAUUUCUUGUUCUGCAUUACAUACCAGUUUAGUGGUGCAUGCUCUUAAGACCCCUAAAGUAUUCAAAUGUUUACGAAUACCUUUUCUUACAGAUACCAGUUGUUUGCAUAUUUUUUUAUGUUGACGUGUUAUUUACAAAAAUCUAUGUUACAAAUGUCUGAAAACAACUUUUUUUCAUUCUUUCAAUGCACUUACUGAGCAAAUAUGGCAAUACUAGAUUUGUAGAAUGUUACAAAAUUAAGAGUUUUCUUGGAACUGUGUUCAAAUGGUGAAAUACUCACUAUGUAAAAUAUAUUUAUACAUUCCAUCAUGUUCAUGCCUCUGUACAUGUAAUUCAGUAGUGUUCUAUGCAAUGAAGAAAAUGUGAUUUAUCUCCUGAAAGGUUAGAUAUUUCUGUUUUUGAUAUUUUAUAGUAUUAUGGAUGUUUCUCAUGAAAUAAUUCUUGAUAAUUUGCAUUUGAGUUGUCAGAAUUUCUAUGUGUAUUUACUGUAAAAUAAAGUUUUCUGCCUAUGUUGCAGUGUUGGAAACCAUACAGUUAAAUUUGAGCAACUCGUGCAAAUCAAAAAGUAAAACUAUGCACCCUUUCCAUCAAUAAAUUACUUUCUACAUGAUUGUUAUAUACCAGCUGCUUGUCAAUUUAACAAUACAAAUGCACAUUACAUUAUUAUGGUUUGGGUAAUCCUCAUUUUCAUGUUACAUGUGUAUUUUACUGGUAUUUAAGUAAUGGUAUGUUUUGUGUACAUAAAAUGAUGAGUAUAGUUAUUUAGUGUACAUAUCUAGUUUAUUUAUGAAUUCCAUUUCUGUGGUGCUGUAGCUUUAACAUUGAUUUCAGGGCAGUUAAUGGAUUUACAGAUUGAAAUGCCAUUUACUCGUACAUGUAUUAUUAUUCAAAAAAAUUUUAAAUAUUUAUUUCAUUAUUAUUUUGAGUGUCUUGCCUAGUACAGGUCAUCAGAACAAUGACACUAAAAUGACUAAACAAGUGUACUACACAGAGACAUUAACUUCUGCUUAAAUGUAUUACGUAUACAUAUGUACAUCAAUUAUUUUUCAUUUGCAAGACACUUUUUUUUAAGCUGGGUUGGGGUUUAGCAUUGCAAGUAGCUUAUGAGGGCAGCUUCAGUAAUUUUUUCUUUGUGUGGUCAUUCAAUAUUUUUUUCCCCUAAAGAUUCACAACUUUGGUCAUAUAAUUAUCUCCUUGCAACGGAGUUUUGAGGGAUGAUAUGGUAACAUGAGUGCAUGCUUAACACCAAUCUUAUAAAAUAGUUGGAUUCAAUGUCGCAUUUAUAAAUGUGCCCAGUUGCUAGGAGAUGCUCCACUUUAUGAUACUCUAUUUUUUCUUGCUUCACUGAUGGUUGAAUUAGUGGCUUAGAAUGGCAGAAUAGAACUGUAUUUGACAACAGUAUGUAUUUGGAAUUUUCAAACCUUUUUCUACACCCUGUUGCCAGCAAACUGACAAUUGACAGAUAAAAAUCUGUUGAAUUGUGAAAGCCAUCUUGUUGCAUGUAUCGUUUUUGUUAUUGAAUGAAAAUUAAAAAUCAAAAUCAAAAUCAAA
Molecule: messenger RNA, 7781 nt
Organism: Ostrea edulis (European flat oyster)
Lineage: Eukaryota; Metazoa; Mollusca; Bivalvia; Ostreida; Ostreidae
Product: kinesin-like protein KIF16B
Exons: 34
Coding region: 217-4239 (1340 amino acids)
Biological process (GO): microtubule-based movement
Molecular function (GO): ATP binding; microtubule motor activity; phosphatidylinositol binding
Source: RefSeq, a predicted model, not a curated record